CGAGUCUCGAGUCAGCGUCCUUGCGGUUCCUCUUUUUCUUCCAUCGUAUUUCGUUUCUUCGAUUCUUUCAGGCUGGUUACUGUUUCUGAACAUCUGGGCUGGCCUAUUUCGUCGCGGUCCUUCUUUGUUCUGAAGUCGGCGGCGCAGCAGAUUUUCCCAGGAUGCGCUGUCCGGGCUGUUUUGCGCCCCCCGCUGGCGAUCCGCUUUUUCCACGAGAACUGCUAUCCGAGCUAACUCUUUUCUCUAGUAUUUCUGCCCUUGGGAUGGAGCCAAAUCGUCUCGUGCUUCGCUUUCUCAUUUAGCAGAAGGCACUUUUGAAGCGGCUCGCGCUGUCCCAGCUCGCUCCUUGCUCGAAGACUUCAGAACGAGGCACCGAGGGUGUCACGGACGUCUUUGUCCAUGUUUUCCGCUGCUUCUCGUCUUCCCACUUUUCCCCACAAGGUAACCUCCAAAGAUUUUUCAGCGGCCCGUCGGGCGCCCUCAACAAGCAGGUGCGGCGGCGAUAUCGCCGCAAGGCAUCCCGUUCAGUCCUUUGUCUAGCGAAGCACAUUUCGCCCGAGUUUUCCAGCGUCUGCGGCACUGUAUGUACAGCAAGCAGUUCCUGUUUUGUGCAGCAGCCUGACCCUCGUCUCGUGUCAUGAGUUGUUCCUCUCCGUCCCCUGCGACCGGACUCACCUUUCGUCUUGCCAGUCGGUUUCUCUCUGCUUGUCUGCCGGCCGGCGCGCGCUUGCGCCCCGUCCUCGUCCUUGAAGUGUGCCGCCUUCCGGACUUUCAGCUUUUCCCCGCUGGACCCCGCCCGCGUGCGCCAUGAGUGAGGAAGGCGCCCAGCAGCUGUACUGGGACGAAGACGCCCAGAGAUACUACAAAUACGACGCGGACAAGAACGACUACUACACGGACGAUGAGACCCGCGCAGCGGACGAGGCGACCGCGCAAGAAGCCGCCGCAGAAGCGGCAGCUCAAGCAGCGGCAGCAGCCGAGGCGGACGGCGUUCCAGGAAAUCCUGCCUCGGCGGCUCCGAGCCGCGUGCCUUCGCGGGCUCUGAGCCCCGCUGUAAGUGGUCGCUGUCAACAGAACACUGUCACAAAGGCCGUGCUGUCUGCGCCUUCCUCGCGGCCUUCGUCAACACCCUCGACUCCGCCGUUACGCGCCUCUUCAGCGGUCGGUUCGCCUCCGCCGGGGGACUGUGCUGAGGGUGUGAAGUCUUCACUGGUCGAGAAGGCUUCGACGGACAAUGGCGCAGAUGGGGUGAAGGACCAGGCGUCUUCGUCCGGCGAUUCUGCGAAGGUGGAGACGAGUCCAUUCAGUCCAGCAGGCGCAGCGCAGUCCAAUGAAACAAUCGCGGGGAAAACUCUCUCCCGCGAGCUGCUGUCUGCGGAUGUGCCGACGGCUCACCCAGUGCCCUCAGUGAGUGGCGGAUCGGAGAGCGCCUCGAACGGCCCUGCCGACAGUCCCUUGGUCACCACAAAGACUUCCAUCUUCCGCAGCGGGACUCUCGCCUCCCGCGACAAGGGUCUGGAAGAACUGUCCGUCGGCGGCGGCCGAGGCGGCGGCGUUGGCGCGGCUGCCGACACCGUGGCGACGGCGCACGACCAAGACUUGAAGAAGGAACUUCUUUCGCUUCAGAAAAAACUGGAACUGGCCGAGAAGAGGAUCCAGGACCUGACUGUGCAGCUGGUGCAUGCUGAGCAGGGCAUGACAGAUGACGAGCGCAUUGCCAACCUCACCCGCGACCGUGAUGAGCUUUCCUUUCAGCUGAAGCGGCAGGAGGAGGAGAUCGCUGAACUCGAGGAGGGACUGGAGGCUGCAGCUGUGGAGAAGGAAGGCGCUCUUCUGCAGGCUGAGAAGAACAAGGAGCUGGCAGCGGACAUCAAACUUCAGUACGAAAAUUUGUUAGUCGAUAAAGAUUUGGAGUUGGCGGCCCUGAGGGAAGAGAUGGCGCAGCAGCAGCUGCAGCUCCGCGACUCGCAGCGGCAGCAGCUGGACAACCAGCAACUGCGGGAACGCGUAUUCCACUACGACAAAACGUUUGUUCAGCUCAAGCAGUUGCUGCUGGAAGUGUCGAUGCAAAAGACGGCGAAGGAAGAAGAGGUCAACGCGCUUCUCGAGUUCCAGAGAGAAGCCAGUGAGCGCAUCGACGAACUCGAGAACGGGGCGGCCGACGAUGCGCAGCUGCUGCAGAUUUGCGAGGAGCAACAAGUGAAGCAAAUGGAGUUGAUCGACAUUCAGCAGCAGCAACUACAGAGCUUGGUUUCGCACCUGCAAGAAGCGAAUGGUCAGCGCAUGACGUAUCAGCAAGCGUUCGACCGCCUCUCACGAGUCUUCAAAGACAAGGAAGCCAAGAAUCGCGCCGCGAUCGACGCGUUGCAGAGCGAGAAUGAGACUUUGCGGAUGAAGACAGAACAUCUUCAGGGGCUGACGGUGCCGCGGUGGCAGCGAGUCUAUAGCCUGAAGCACCGGCAACGCGGAGAAAGGAAGAGAAGCCAGGGGGUCGAGACUCGGGAAGUUGGAGACGACAAGGAGCAAUUCGAGAAGGAAGAGGAGGAGCGCGACGUGGGCAGAGUGGCGACUGUCGCUGAAGAGGCUCAGGAGGACGAGCUGGAGUCCCUGCAGAUUCAGGUUGCUUCCUUGAGUCUCCAGAACUCCCAGAAAGUUGUCUGGCUCGGCUGCCGAGAUGAGAAACUCCGACUCCUGCGGAUGGCGCUUCCGGAGGAAUACACGAAACAGAUUGAACGAACGACAGAGGGUGUCCUGGCGCUGCAUGCGAGCGCCUUCCAUUGCUUCCUCUACUUGAACCACAUCAACGCAGUGUACAUCCACCCUCUCUUCACAGACGCAGCCGACAACCCCAGGACCGCUAUCAAGGAACAAGGAUUCAUUCGGUGGCUCGUCUCAAGCGUCGUCAGCGUCUCCCGCCUCGCACGAGCUCUCACCCUGCUCCUCUAUCACCUCCGUACUUCAUCUGCUUCUGUUUCCUCGGCUUCUUCUUUGAUGGAGCAGUUGGUGAGCCCCGAGGGUGCGGCGUGUGCGCUGGUCUUUUCUGCGCUGCGGCAGACGACGAAGUUGCUGGCGAGUGCGAGUGCAUGCACAUUGUCGUCUUCGUUUUCGCUGGACGGAGUGGAGGAGACGACUCAGAGUUUGUCAGCCUUCCUUCCGCCGCUGUGCACCGCGCUGCUGUUCGAAAACGAGAUGAGCGGCGCGGCGUUCCGCAGCGUCUCCGACCAAGCGCCGUCGGGAGCGACCUCCUCCGCGUCCUCGGCCUCCGCUGCCCGCGCGCCGCUUCUGUCGCUGCUGCCUCUCGUAACCACAAUUCUGCACUCUGCUCGCGCCCUGGCGCUCCUCGGCGUCGCUGCGACAUGCGUGGUGGAAGUCGACGCGCUCCAGGACGGAGGUAGAGGAGUCUCUGCGACGAACAGGAACGCUGCGGUGGACGCGCGACGCAAGUGGGGUGAGUUGCUGGUCGUCGUUUCGUCGGCUCUCACAGCGCUGCCGCCGCCUCUCCCUGCUGUUCAGGAGGGCGUUCAGGGGAUGGCUUUGUCGACAAGCGCCAGCGAAGGCGAGAGAAACGGGGAUACACUGAGUAUUUCACCCGCCCACGAACGCAGGCAAACGCACGCGGAGUUCGAAGAAGCCAAGGACUUCGGGGCCUGGCUCCUCACUUCGGUGAGGCUCCGGAACGUCACCAGAGAAGGCGACGCAGAAAAGCGAGAAGGAAUGGAAGGCGAGGGAGAAGGAGAGAAAGGCGAAGAGAAGGAAGGGGAGAUGCGCAAGGAUGGCGGCGGUGGAGGGGCGUUCGGUCUCGAGGACGUCUAUCAGGCUCUCGGUCGCGUUGUGUCUCUCCUGGCGGAUGCACCUGAACUGCGAGAGGCACGAUUUCUUCCGGAUAAAAGCUACGAGACACUCAUGGCGUUCGCUGCGAGGUUCGAUCCGACGGAGAACACAAUGCCCACACUCUCCACCGACAUGCCUGGGCGCCGCGUCUGGGAUCUUCCCGCUGAGAGCGUGCAGACGCGCCUCGCAGAGUCCGAGAAACUCGAAAAGAAACUGAAGGACACCGAAGAAGAGAAAGAGAAACUGCGGUCGGAACUCGAAGAGCAUGAAAGAGCCAUUGCCGAGAAAAAGGAGGCAGCGGCCAAGUGGGAAAGCCUCUACAGCAGCGCCAGACCCAAGGCCGAGAGUUACGACCAAGUGGAGGCGCAGCUGCAGAGAGUUUUGCAGGAGAAGAGCACCUACCUCCACAUGUUGGAUGCGACGCGAAGAAAAGUGGAAUUAACCAGCACAGAAGCUCAUCAACUACGACACGACAAACGCGAACUGAGCGUCCAUGUCCAAGAUUUGACAAGACGAUUGGAGGCGUUGAAGAAAAUUUCGAUCUCUGCUACGUCAGGAGGAGACGUGGAGCAGAUCCAAAUCAUGAGAAAUAUUAUCCGGAAGCAGGAAUUGGAGCUCAUGGAUGUUCGCCUCGCCACUGCAUGCAAGCAAGUCGCUAAGCAAGAACAGGAUAUUUUGGAUGCCUUGCGCGAGCUGGGUCGCCCAGAGCUUGCUCGUCAGGCUUCGGUUUUCUCCCGCGUUUCGACUCUCACGCAUGAUCUCCGCAGAGACUUCGACUCUCUCGCUUCCUCGCCGGGUGUUCACCCUUCCAAGUUAGGCGUGUCUCUCCCCAAUUCUGUCCAAAAACUCUUCAACAACGAAACGCUGAAGACGCAGAUGGAAGAGGCAGAGCAAGAUGCCCUCGACAUAGGACCCGACGCGGGUGUUCAACUCCUCGACGAAUACAGGCGUUUGCAGAGCGCGGUGUUGUUGCAUGCUUUUCAAGUUCCUGUCUGGAAUCCGAGCGCCCCGCCGGAAGAGAAUCGCACGAAGCUAAAACGAUACCGCAACGAGCACGACGCUCUGCAGCUUCAGAUGUUGUCUCUGGCCAGACGAGUUGAUCGGCUCUUCUCUCGACUAGGAGGAGGACUUAACGGCGGCUUCGGCGAGCAUGCAGACCUCAGUUCUUCUCGGUACAUUCGACGCUUCACAGCUCUGGCCAACGCAGUUUCGCCUGCCUCCUGUGUGGCUCCGGAAAUGUUUUCAGUGCUCUCUUCGCAUGCACACUCGGCUGCGACUUCCACGGCGAAGAAGGAGAAGGGAGCGAAAGGUGGAGGAAAAGAGACAGAAGAGGACAGAGCAAGCGACGGGAAUGCGGGAGAGCGCACCCUCGAGGCAAUCCGAGCUGUUUCUUCUCUCGCGUUGACGAAGGCGCCAGUCAUGCGUUUGACGUUGCCGGGGGGGCCUCACUGGCAAAGUGCAUGCGGCGCGCGUUCAACUUUGUCUGCAACGACAGGCGAGGACGCUGCUCAAGUUGAAAACGAAGACGAACAGAAGAAGGCUGCGAGGGUGGCCAAGGCGAAGAGAGAGUCUCAAUCAAACUUGGUGCAAAAACUUGUCGUCACGGAGGAACAGCUCACAACUCUCUACAAAAAAAUUGCUGGGUUUUAACAAAUCUAAGUGGAAAAGCGAAGGAAAGACACGCGAGAAAGAGAGAAGGGAAGGGCAAAGGAAAGAGAAGGAGCGAAGAAGGAGAAAGAAAAGGACGCAGGAAGAGAAAAAAAGCCAGCGAGUCAGAAUGAAAGGUAUGCGACACAGGAAAAGGUUGACGCAGGUGGCGAGUCGGAGUCUGCGGCAAGUUUGUUGUUAUCAAAAGCUUCUCCGCCCAUGUCUGUCGAGAGACACCCGAAGACGUUUCAAGACAACUGGGGAGCAUCGACUUCUUUGCGGAGACUCUCCGCGAGCUGAACAGGCUUUUUUCUUGCUCGUUUCUUGUCUUUCAAAAACCACCUGCGGGGGGUGCAGCUGGCCACCGAAAUGUGAACCAUUCCGCACGCAGUGCCCUUCAAACGCCGCCCCGCA
Messenger RNA from Toxoplasma gondii ME49, 5892 nucleotides. RefSeq lists its product as hypothetical. The record is from RefSeq and is a predicted model, not a curated record. NCBI's taxonomy places the organism in Eukaryota, Apicomplexa, Conoidasida, Eucoccidiorida, Sarcocystidae. Bases 808 to 5481 code for a protein of 1557 amino acids. The transcript has 18 exons.